Messenger RNA from Coregonus clupeaformis (lake whitefish), 3460 nucleotides. Its product is annotated as striatin-interacting protein 1 homolog. Gene Ontology annotation, cellular component: cytosol. The record is from RefSeq and is a predicted model, not a curated record. The transcript has 21 exons. Lineage: Eukaryota; Metazoa; Chordata; Actinopteri; Salmoniformes; Salmonidae. Gene Ontology annotation, biological process: cytoskeleton organization. The coding region runs from base 195 to 2645 and encodes 816 amino acids.
ACAUGUUCUACUACUUAAGACAUUGGCUCGAAUCUAGGUUGCGCCUUUAGAUUUCGAAAAAAAUAACAACUAAAAAGAUUUGUUCACUUCUCAAACCGCAAACUCCGGUCUGGUCUGUUUCCAAAGCGUUCCGGGAAGUCUCGCGAUGUUGCGCCUCUGGGUUUAGAAACUCAGAUUUUGUUGUUGAAUCAGAGAUGGACGGUGGUGGUAAUAAUGGUGGUGAAUUGAUUGUCAAUAAACAGAGGGCUAUGUUACCCAACAAAAGUAGGGGUGAAUUUGUCCGUAAUCAAAGAAAAGACUUGGAGGGCUUCUCCGAGUCUCCAGACCUUGAGUUUGAGUAUGCCGAUACAGACAGGUGGUCUGCUGAACUGUCAGAGCUAUACAGUUACACUGAAGGACCAGAAUUUCUUCUCAACAGAAAAUGCUUUGAGGAGGAAUUCCGAACUCAUGUGUCUGACAAGAAAUGGACCGAGCUGGAUGUGUCUCAACACAGAGCUCACGCCAUGCGUCUACUGGACGGCCUGGAGGUGAUCGCCAGGGAGAAGAGGCUGAAGGUGUCUAGGGCCAUCCUCUACAUGGUUCAGGGGACAUUUGCAGAAUGCAGCUCUGAGGCAGAAGUUCAGCACUGGAUGAGGUACAACAUCUUCCUGCUGCUGGAUGUUGGCACCUUCACUGCCCUGGUGGAGCUGCUCAACAUGGAGGUUGAUAACAGUGCUGCCUGUAGCAGUGCAGUCAGAAAGCCAGCAAUCUCCUUGGCUGACAGCACAGACCUCAGGGUGCUGCUCAAUAUCAUGUACCUGAUGGUGGCGACCAUCCAGCAGGAGGACCCAGCCGACUCACCUGAGUGGAGGGCCACCAGGGAGACCUUUAAAACAGAGCUGGGCGCUCCUCUGUACAACAACGAGCCCAUCUCUGUCAUGCUCUUUGGCAUGGUGACUAAGUUCUGCAGUGGCCACGCCCCCCACUUCCCCAUGAAGAAGGUCCUGCUGCUGCUGUGGAAGAGCAUACUGUUCACCCUCGGGGGGUUUGAGCAGCUCCAGAACAUUAAGGUGCGUAAGCGGGAGGAGCUGCGCCUGCCCCCCCUCCCAGAGGACAGCAUCCGGGUCAUCAGGAGCAUGAGGGCAGCCUCGCCCCCCGCCUCCGCCUCUGACCUCAUCGAACAGCAGCAGAAAAGGGCACGCCGUGAACACAAGUCCCUGAUAAAACAGGACAACCUGGACGCCUUCAAUGAGAAGGACCCCUACAAGUCAGAUGACCCUCGUGAAGAUGAGGAUGACAACGAUGACAAUGACAACUCAAUGGAGGCGGAGCCUUUUCCCAUGGAGCGGGAUGAGGUCAUGCCCCCGCCCAUCCUACAACCCCCCUCAGAGAGGGUGAACUUCCCCAAGGGGCUGCCCUGGGCCCCCAAAGUCAGGGAAAAGGACAUAGAACAUUUCCUGGAAUCAAGUAGAAGCAAAUUUAUCGGCUAUACGCUUGGAAAUGACACAGAUACAGUUGUCGGCCUACCCAGACCCAUCCAUGAAAGCAUCAGAACCCUGAAGCAGCAUAAGUACAUCUCUAUAGCUGAGAUUCAGAUUGCCAAGGAGGAUGAGUUUCAGAAAACUCCACUGUCAGGGGGGGAAGAGGAUGUGGAGAUGUGCUCCACUGAGCUGCUAUACCAGGGCAUUCUUCCCAGCUUGCCUCAGUACAUGAUUGCCCUGCUGAAGAUCCUGCUGGCGGCUGCCCCCACCUCCAAGGCCAAGACAGACUCCAUCAACAUCCUGGCAGAUGUGCUGCCUGAGGAGAUGCCGACCACGGUGCUCCAGAGCAUGAAGCUUGGUGUGGAUGUUAACCGCCACAAGGAGAUCAUUGUUAAGGCCAUCUCUGCCAUCCUGCUGCUGCUUCUCAAACACUUCAAACUCAACCACGUCUACCAGUUUGAGUACAUGGCUCAGCACCUGGUGUUUGCCAACUGUAUUCCUCUCAUUCUCAAGUUCUUCAACCAGAACAUCAUGUCUUACAUUACAGCCAAGAACAGUAUUUCUGUGCUGGACUUCCCUUACUGUGUGGUGCAUGAGCUCCCUGAACUUACUGCAGAGAGUUUGGAGGCUGGCGACAACAACCAGUUCUGCUGGAGGAACCUGUUCUCCUGUAUCAACCUGUUGAGGAUCCUCAACAAGCUGACCAAGUGGAAGCACUCCAGAACCAUGAUGCUGGUGGUGUUCAAAUCUGCUCCCAUCCUGAAGAGGGCGCUGAAGGUCAAACAGGCCAUGAUGCAGCUGUACGUCCUCAAGCUGCUCAAAGUGCAAACAAAGUACCUGGGCCGCCAGUGGAGGAAGAGCAACAUGAAGACCAUGUCUGCCAUAUACCAGAAGGUCCGCCAUCGCCUCAAUGACGACUGGGCCUACGGUAACGCAGACCUGGAUGCGCGGCCCUGGGACUUCCAGGCAGAGGAGUGUGCUCUGCGCGCCAACAUUGAGCGCUUCAACAGCCGCCGCUACGACAAGAACCAGAGCAACCCUGACUUCCUGCCCGUGGACAACUGCCUGCAGAGCGUUCUGGGACAGCGCGUCGACCUGCCGGAGGAUUUCCAGAUGAACUAUGACCUCUGGCUAGAGCGAGAAGUCUUCUCCAAGCCCAUAUCCUGGGAGGAGCUUCUGCAAUGAUAACAGGGCUAGGGCUGGGUGGUGGUAGGUGGUGCUAUAGGGAGGUUUUCUGAACACACCUCCCAAGGUGGCAACACUAGUCUACAUCUCCACAUCUUUAAGUGCUGAAAAAGCAUACCUUUUACAGCAUUCAUAGAGCACUGGAUUUGGUUCUGAAAAUUAUGCAGACAAGAGUCCCCAUAACAAACAUGAUCCAUGUAUUGUCACCUCAUGCAGAGAGGAGUAACAGUCAGUAAAGAGGAGUAACAGUCAGUAAGGGAUAUUUUGGAGGUAGAGGGUCAACAGCAAAGUCACCUAAAUGUGGACCUUGUGCAUUAGCAUUAUCCCUGCACAGUUGGACCAAUCAUUUAUAAUACCUGAAUCCAGGCACUAGACAACUGUAAAAAAAAAAAAAAAAAAAAAAAGGGCAAAUAGACGUGUAUUUGUCCUGUUUCACACAUGUACAAGUGUGUAACCUGUACAAGUGUGUGGCGAAAUGGGAAAGUAUUUUUUGCAUAUCCCAUUUGGAGAGUGGUGUCACUCACGGCCAAGGUAAACCAGGUCUUGAUUCACCCCAUGUAGAACCUUUUCUAGUUUUCAACUGGACCUUUACAGAGUGCUAUAGACUUUAUUAGCGUUGUCCACCCUCCAUGGUUGGGGAUGUAAACCCUUUGUAUCCUGUUCCUUACACACAACUCCACACACCCAACGUGCCAUGGUGCCACUCUCCUGGCUGUCGGACCAGUACUCUGCCCUUCAAGAGAUUUUAGUCAUUUAGCAGACGCUCUUAUCCAGAGCGACUUACAGUUAGUGAGUGCAUACAUUUUUUCAUACUG